UUCAGUGCAUUUGUUUUUUUUUUGUUUUUGUCUACGAGAAUUGUGUGAUUUUUCCUAUUAGUUUAUUUACAUUUUUCUAAGAUUGUAAAAUGUUGUAAUUGUCGUCGUUGUCGUCGCUAAUGAGUCUAUACGUACACUCAAUUGUUAAUGUUAUUUUACGCUGCCAAGACAUAAGCCUCAUAAAUCGGCCAGCUCCAGCUGAUCAGUCCCAUUUAAUAUUGAGCAUUCUCACACCUGCUACGAAAUAAAAGGAAUUAUUUACAAAACUCGCAAUUGUAAAACAAUUAAACAUUGUCAGACUGAUUAUAUAAUACAAAUUUCAAAGAUAAUGGCAAUGCCAAGAAAUUUACUCGGAAGGAUCUACGCCAUUAAGGCACACGAUGGCGGGGUAACCAGUCUGGAUCUGGGUGAAACUGGCCGUGUAUUGGUCACUGGCGGCGAAGAUCGAAAUGUUAACCUUUGGGCCAUUGGCCAGGAUGAUUGUUUUAUGUCUUUAACCGGUCACAAUCGAUCGAUUGAGUGCGUUCGUUUUGCCUAUAAGGAUAAUUUUGUCUAUUCCGCUGACGAUAUUGGCAUCAUAAGAAGAUGGGACCUGAAUGCACAGAAAAUCUAUUCAACCCUAAAUGGUCACAUGAAAAGUGUUCGUACAUUAGACUUUAAUCCGUCUGGUGAAUAUGUCGUCUCUGGCAGCAAUGAUACCACAGUUCGCCUUUGGGAUGUACAGGACAAAAACAAAUGCAUUAAAGUUUAUCGUGGCCACAUGUACCAUGUAAAUUCGGUGAAAUUCUCUCCGGAUGGCCUCUGGAUUGCCUCUGCUGGUGUAGAGGGUUCCAUACUCAUUUGGGAUAUACGAAAGAGCCAACAGAUAAUGGAAUUUUUAGCCGAGCCACCGAAAACUCCAAUCACCUGCAUACAGUUUCAUCCGUUUGAAUUUCUAUUGGCUGCCGGUCGGGCCGAUGGAACAGUUUCUAUAUAUGAUCUAGAGCAUCAGCAGCUUGUUUCACAAACAAGUCAUUUCUAUGGCCAGGCCAUUAAGUGUAUAACAUUUAGCGAGAAUGGUGAAUGUCUUUUUGUGGGCGGUGUGGCCGGUAUAUCGGUUAUUGGCUGGGAGCCAAAUCGGGAAUUGGAUCACAUUAAGAGCAAUUGGACAUGUUUGGGUGACAUGAAGGUUCUUAAGAAUAAGCUGAUCUGUGGUUGCUAUGAGGUUGAUACUGUGUCCGUUAAUACGGUCAGUCUGGAUCGUGUUAUACCAUUCUAUCAGCCAGCCAAUGCCCAGCCAAAUUUCAAGCAUAACUCAACGAAUCGUAAAAGUUUUUCGCGUGGCAAUCAAACGUUUCGAAUAUCGUUGGGAAGUGGCUCCAAACCAGCUCACGUUCAGGAAGAGCAUGAGGACAAUAGAAGUCCAAAUUUGAGUUUGGAGGUUGUCAAUGAGGCAGAAUUGGAGUCGAUAGAAACACCAGCAUCAUCCUUGCCACCAUAUGCAAACCAGCCAACCACAACAGAGCCCAUUUAUCCCGAUCCAAAUCUGAGGCACACAAAAUUCACCAGAGUUCCAGUUACCGACAAUAUUGCCUAUAAUAUUGAGGGAAACUACGGCUAUGGAUUGGAUGUAGCCACGACGGCCAACACCACCACCCGAUUAAUGCAUGUGAAUGGUCCGAGUUCGUUGCAUGUCCCAGACGAUUAUAAUGUAUACACCUCCAUUGAGAAGGAUGACGAUAGAUUGGAUGUACACGAUGUCGAGUACAAUCCAAACGAUAGUAAUCCCCUAAUACUAACCAAUUAUGAUAAUUUUGAUAUGACUGAAGAUUUUCCAGUCAAUCAGAAUUUGAAUUAUUUUGAAAGCAAUUACAAGGCAACACCAGCUGCCCCCACAAUCAAUGCGACGUCCAAGCUAAUUAAGAAACCGGCAUCGACCACUGUUCACAAACGGAGCACAGGUGGCAUCGGUGGCAGCAGUAGUACGAAACAGGCCACAUCGGCAUCCAUAUUCGGUAGUAACAAACUCAGCCAAGUGUCUUCGGUUAGCUCAAUGGAAUUGCACAAUCUGAAGGACAAUAUGGUAUUGAAAAAGUCCUCAUCAUCGAAUGUGGUCAAUAAGAACAAGCGUACAAUGGGCUCAACGAGCCAAUUUUAUAAAGAGAAUACAAUGCAAAAGAAUAUCAAUGUUGAGAUCAUUACAAAACCUCCAAUUAGAUCGCGGACCACCCUUGAUAUGCGUCCGACGCCACAAAAUAAAAAUCAGGAAAAGCAUUCACAGCCAAUGAGCUAUCGCCAGGAUUUGAAUGAUCAUUAUGAAUUCGAUGUCCUGUCGCGACCACAUGAAGCUGUCCUACAGGAAUUGAGCAAUAGGCAAACCAGCCUCGAGUUAUUAAGAAGUCUAACACGCUCACACGAUGUACUCGGAGCAUUAAGGCAGGCCAAAAAUAAUGGGCGAUCAAUUUUUAUUGAUCUGCUCGGUGCAAUAAUAGAGAAACCUUCGUCAUGGAAUUUGGACUUUUGUACAUUUGUUCUACCCGAAAUUUAUGAGCUAUUGCAAAGUCAGCAUAAAUUCCAUUUCACAAGAGCCUGCGAUACAUUACGCAUUAUAUUAUCAAAUUUCUUGCCCACCAUACAAGAGAAUCUGGAUUCGUGGGCAGCAAAUGGUUUGGGGGUCGAUGUCACGCGCGAGGAUCGUCAACGAAAAUGCGCCGAAUGCCAGCGUUGGUUACUUCAAAUCAAGAAUUUACCCGAAAGCAUUCAUCUUGGUUCAACGCUGACCCAAUUGCAAAAUAUAAUUGUAUUCUAAAAUGUUUUUUAUUUAUUUGCGCAAAACAAGCAGCGGUUUCUUUCAAAAGCAAAAAGAAAGCACCCACGGAUUGUGAAGGCAUCAUGAAAAAAAAAAUACCCAAACACAUUAGUCAUUUAAUGAUUUAUUCUAUUAAUUUGUUAUUGCAACUAAUUUAUAAUUUAUAUCUUACAUAUUAUGAUUUACAUCAUUUUAAGGCUAAAACCAUUUAAAAAUAUAUUUAAAGAAAAACAAAAGACAA
Messenger RNA from Drosophila willistoni, 3029 nucleotides. RefSeq names its product katanin p80 WD40 repeat-containing subunit B1 (gene kat80). The record is from RefSeq and is a predicted model, not a curated record. Gene Ontology annotation, cellular component: katanin complex. Gene Ontology annotation, biological process: microtubule severing; microtubule depolymerization. NCBI's taxonomy places the organism in Eukaryota, Metazoa, Arthropoda, Insecta, Diptera, Drosophilidae. Bases 329 to 2788 code for a protein of 819 amino acids. Gene Ontology annotation, molecular function: microtubule binding. The transcript has 10 exons.